CCGAGGAGGAGACGGACUUGGAAAAUCCAGCUCGUCCUACACGGAUUAACUGUAGUUUUGCCCGAUUAUUCUGCAAUAAAACACGGUUUUCGCUCCUUGUAUUGAGUUCGUUCGACGGAAGCGGUUGUUUGGCCCACUUUGAAGGAGCGUUACACUCCGAUUGGAGCCCUUUAAUCGGUUGUGUCCCUGCUGGAUCGACCGGAGCUGGCUGUGGUUGUGGCCGGGCAGCCCCGUCGGACUGUCGGGCGAAGCGCAAGGAUUUAAACGUCAAAAACUGUUUUUAAACCCACCAUUUUAAAAUCGAAGACUACGAAGUGGUGUUUUUAAGAAAGAAAGAAGUCAUAUUUUACGGCUAUGUUCCGGAGAUCGCCGGGGAGAAGUUUGAUUAAGCACCCGAGUGCGCUUGGUGUGGAGUCCGAUGGAUGUUAGCCCUGCCCGGCUGUGGCUCGGCUCUCUGCGCCGCUCUUCUGAAGGCUCAGUUUGUCUGCCCAUAAUGCUGCUGCUGACCUCGCAAGUGUAUGAAAACACUGGCACUGGUGCCGCCAAGUCGCCCUCCAUUGCUUCGCUGUAAAACCUGGAAAUACCACCCAGCAUUCCCUUCUCCUCUUCUCCUGUUUUUGGGACUUGUAAACUGGAAUAUUUAGGAUUUAGCCUCCAUUUAUUUUCUUUAAAUAUGAACAUUUUCCAGAGACUGUUCUCCUUUGGGGAGCAAGACAUUCAAUUUUAAUCGUUUUUGAGAAUAUUUUUACUCAUUUUUGUGGAAUUUGAGCUUUUAUAAAAAAACAUUCUUUUUGUGGACACAUUCGGAUGGAAAAUGGGAGACGCUACAAAACUGGCCAUAGCCGUUUUCCUCAUCUCCUGCUCUUCAGGUGCCAUUCUGGGACGCUCGGAGACGCAGGAAUGUGUCCUCUUCAGCUCCAGCUGGGAGAAGGACCGAAGCAACCACACCGGCACCGAGGACUGCAUCGGCGAAAAGGACAAGCGGCGGCACUGCUUCGCCACAUGGAAGAACGUCUCGGGCACCAUUGAGAUCAUCAAGCAGGGCUGCUGGCUGGACGAUAUGAACUGCUACGACAGCUACGAGUGUGUGGAGAGGAAGGUGAGCCCUGAGGUUUUCUUCUGCUGCUGUGAAGGCAACAUGUGCAACGAGAGGUUCAUGUACGUCCCGGACACGCAGCCGCAGAACGACACCAGCCACUCCACCGCCUACACCACAUCCAACCCGUUCUCCCCGAAGCCGACGCUGUUCAGCACGCUGCUGUACUCCCUGGUCCCCAUCAUCGGCCUGGCCGGCGUCGUCCUCUUCUCCUUCUGGAUGUGGAGGCACCACAAGCUGGCCUACCCUGCUGCCCUCGUCCCCACGCAUCACGCCUUUCAUAUUAUGGUGGAGGAUCCAGGACCUUCGCCUCCCUCCCCGAUCCUGGGUCAGAAGCCGCUGCAGCUCAUCGAGAUGAAAGCCAGGGGGCGCUUCGGCUGCGUCUGGAAGGCCCAGCUGCUAAACGAAUACGUGGCGGUGAAGAUCUUCCCCAUCCAGGACAAACUCUCCUGGCAGAACGAGUACGAGAUCUACAGCGUGUGUGGCAUGAAGCACGACAACGUGCUGCAGUUCAUCGGCGUGGAGAAGAGGAACAACAACCUGGACCUGGAGCUGUGGCUCAUCACCGCCUACCACGACAAGGGCUCCCUGACUGACUACCUGAAGGCCAACGUCGUGUCCUGGAAUGAGCUGUGCCAUAUAGCCCAGUCGGCGGCCCGCGGCCUGGCCUACCUGCACGAAGACAUCCCUGGACACAAAGACGGACACAAGCCGUCCAUCGCUCACAGGGAUAUUAAGAGUAAGAAUGUUCUGCUGAAGAACAACCUGACAGCUUGCGUUGCUGACUUUGGCCUGGCUCUGAAGUUUGAGGCUGGAAAAUCGGCAGGAGACACACACGGACAGGUUGGAACCCGACGCUACAUGGCUCCUGAAGUCCUGGAAGGCGCCAUCAACUUCCAGCGCGACUCCUUCCUGCGCAUCGACAUGUACGCCUUCGGCCUGGUCCUGUGGGAGCUGGCGUCUCGGUGCACAGCCGCAGACGGCCCUGUGGAUGAGUACAUGCUGCCGUUCGAGGAGGAGGUGGGCCAGCACCCGUCUCUGGAGGACAUGCAGGAAGUGGUCGUCCACAAGAAGCUGCGGCCCUGCCUGCGAGACUGCUGGCAGAAACACACGGGCCUGUCCAUGCUGUGUGAAACCAUCGAGGACUGCUGGGACCACGAGGCCGAGGCGCGCCUGUCCGCAGGCUGCGUGGAGGAGCGCAUCAGCCAGAUGCAGCGCCAGGCGCCCGUCAUCGGCCCCGAGGAGAUCGUCACUGUGGUCACCAUGGUGACGAACGUUGACCUCCCGCCCAAGGAGUCCAGCUUAUGAUCGGCUAGUCGACCCAGAGGGGGAGCAAACGUCCGACCCUGGUUGGUCGACUUCCUGUCCUCCCCCUCCUCUUUUGCUUUUUAAUUUUUUUUACGUUUGUCUUCUUCUUUGGUUCCUCACCGCAUCGAGUCGAGAUCCACCUCAUUUUGAUACGUGUGCCUGAGGAUUUUCCGUUUCUUUUUUCUCCUUCCACCAAGCGGGACGAUGGCGCUUGAAGGGGAAAAAAAAACAAAACAAAAAAACGAUUAUAAACCCGCUGGUUUGAUCAUGUAUUGUUUUUCUAUCCACACGCGAGACGAACUCGCAGAAACCUCACUGAACUCUCAGCGCAUUUUAGUGUUAAAAACCAGAAGAAGAAAAAAAAAACAAGAAGCUGUUCUUCUGAAACGACGAUCGUUCUGCCAACAAAGCAAUGGCUUCUGAAUGUUUAUAGUGUAAUGCUGCUGUACAUAGUGAAUCACGGAGCCAGACCACCUGGUAAUCAUCUUCACGGGGGAGGAGGGUCCAUUUCCAAACCAUACGCCUCCAGCUAUACCUCAGUUCAGACGCUCACAGUUUCACCCUUCCUGCUCCCUUUGGUUUCAACUUGUUGCUAAAUCAAUAAGUAGAGUUGAGAACUGGAUAUUUGUUGUUUUUAUUCUUCUUUCAAACGAGCCGCUCAGUAUUCGCCAGCUUGCUUCUGAUCCGGUUGUUUGGUUACUCUCUUUUUGAUACACCUCAGGAAUCUUUGCUACUCAAUUUAGUUUCUCUCAUUCAAAACUCCGCUUUUCCCUUCAGACCUGCAAGGUUCCCAACUUCUGGGAACCUUGUAGACGCAGCCAGUGGAGCCCCUCCCCCCACUUCCUCCUCCAUCCUGGUGCCAUUUCUUACCUGUCUGUAUUAGUUACUCUCGUCGAUGUCAGGCCAAACGGAUGUACAAGACGUUUUUGAGGGACGUUGAUCACUGGUGCCGGCAUACCUGCAGUCUCCUCAAGCUUUGGGGCGGUUUCACGGGACGCAGUUUGACUAAAACAGAGUGAAACAUGAGGAAACUUCUUCCAGAGGAGAAGGAAAAAACCCAAACACAUCAAUAAAUGCAGUUAUAGACACCAGUUUUCCACAUAACACGGGUAUAAAUGCCACUAACUUUGGGCUUUUAACUCUCUGAGUCUUACAUUUUAAAUCUCCACCUGGAUAUUUUUCCAUAUUUUAAUUGUACAAAGUCCUGAGUAAAUAUAUUUGUCCAUUUAUCCAUAACAACUGGAACUAACUUUAAAAUCCAGCAGUUAUUUUCCCAAUUUGCCGUCUAUUAAAAGAUUGUUUCAUCAGAUUAAUUUCACUUCCUGCUACAUGGGGGUGAAAUUACCGUAAUAACUCAAUAUUGGCUGUAAAGCGCAACAACUUUUCAGAUAGUGCAAAGUGUCGUGCAAUUACACAUCUUAAGGAUUAUUUAACCCUUAACUAAUUACUAGUUAUUUAUUCAAAAAUAUAUAAACACACCAAACUUUUAAAUGGCAAAUUCAAACUCCAAAAUUAAUGAAAUGAUAACAGUUAGUUAAAUUUAGUUGGGCUUUUUUUGUGUGUGAAAUUUUAAUAUAAUUAAAGAUCCAAAACAUGAAUUGGGGCCUUCAUGGGGUUUUUUAUAUUCUUGGCCAAAUUGCUACCAUUUGGGCAGCAAAAUCAUUUCAAGGGCAACAAAUUGCCCCUGGGCCACAUAUUGGACACCGGUAUCAAAAUCUGGGUCAAAAAAAUGAUUUUACUUGCAUAACAAUUACAUAAACUGCAAAACUUUAAUUUAACAAAUAAAGUAGCUGUAUUUGUUGUUCUAGAACAGAGGUCGGCAACCCAACAUGUUGAAAGAGCCAUAUUGGACCCAAAAAAACGAAAAACAAAUCUGUUUGGAGCCGCAAAAAAGUAAAAGCCUUAUAUAAGGCUUACAAUGAAGGCAAAACAGGCUCUAGGUGUUUACAUUAGCGUAUUAUCAAAAUGACUAAGUGUAUACAUAAUUAGUAUUCAUGAUUAAAUGUUUAUUUUUCCUGUAGUGCGUCCUGGAAGGAAUAACGCACCACGUGACUCUUCUGUUAUACGAUGGUGCUUUAAGUUUACCUUCUGUUAUAAUAUGAAUGCAUUUACAAAAUUAAAGAAACGCAAUAAAGAAAUCAGAUUUUUAUAUCAUUUUUAUUAUGAGGAGCGACAGGGAAAGUGUCAUUUUUUCCCUUUUAGGAACAUGGAAAAUCUGCCCCCUAAAUGCAGUUUGCAUAACGACGAUCGCUCUUUGUGAAUAAUUACCGUUAAGCUUUUGAUCAAAAAAACAACAAAUGGAGUGUAAUAAAACGGCAGCCCUUUGAAAACGUAAAGUACAUAAAAUUAAGAGUUUAAGUUCAAUUUCUGUGCAAAUGCCAAGCAAGUCAGUGCAACAGUAACACAAAGCAGCCAUGAGCAACCCGACCUGAGCAACGAUACAAAACAAUAUCGCUAAGUGUCAUUCUAAAUGACACUUCUUAUUUAUGUAAAUUCGUAGAUUCGGCUGAGCAACUUUUCCUUGAACAUAGAUGUAUUUACAUCCUCACUAAGAUCCGUAACUCAAAAGCCCAAAAUUAAUGACAUUAUCCUUAUGAGUUUAUGCAAACUUCCGCUUUAAAUUCAGUAAAACUCCAGAAACGAGAGCUUGAGAUAAACCUGCGCACGGUUUUCUUGCAACAACAACACAGCAAACCUGAAGGAAGACAAAGCCAUCAUAUUAUUUCCACUCUGUAGCACGAGAACAGCGUCUGUUGCUUCCUUUCUGCUGCUGCUGCCGUUUCCAACGCAGCUCUUCUCAAAGGUCAGGGACGAGAAAACGAAACCUCCAGCAGCCCUUCAAUAAGCACUACCUCACUCGCAGGGAUUAAUUUUGGGGUAGAAGAGUGGCAAACGAACCAAAAUCAGGAAGAAAUCAAAACGAGGAUUGUAAGCUUCUGUUGAAGUUGGAAAGAAGUUUCCUCAUUUCCACACAUUUAACUCAGAAAAUCCCGGUAUUUGGGUCCUCAAAUGGAAAAAUUCAAGCAGUGUUUGAGCCCAUUUGGAUAUUUAACAGCUGUAAUAAAAGAUCAACUUCAACUGCGAUCAGGAAACCGACCCCAGCCGAUAAACACCAUUCAGGGAUUCAGUACUAUGCUUUUCUAAGUUCUAGUGAGUUUAUAUGCAACCAGUGCCGCAAACUUUGCCCUACACCUCUGUAGGAUCUGCUGCAGGAGUGGCUUUCAAUACACACACACAAAUACCUUGUAGCAUUUUAGUUUUUUUUUUUUUUUUUAAAUCCGUGACCUUGCAUAUUGAUAUGUCGUAUUUAUUUUUUUGAUUUUUUUUUUUUUUCUGGCCUGAGGUUUCGGGGAUCAGAGCUCAGGUGCGACUCCAGAUAAAGUCAUACGGAGUUGGCACGUUUUGCGGUUGUUUGUCGUCGUUAUUACGGGGUUGUGGGCGGGUUCUAAUUCAGGAAAUAUUUUCAUUAAUUCAAAAAGACAGUAGAAAUAAACUGUAACAUGCUUCUUUCUAUUCACUCUAUGGACAAACGACCGAAAAUGAAUGUUCUACAGACUCCUGGAUUCUAUAUAAAUAUAUAUAUAUAUAUAUAUAAAUAUAAAUAUAUAUAUAAAGUGUGUACUUUGAUGGAUUGAGCCCGGCCCUGUGUAACUGUAGAGGGCCUCGCAUUCGGCUGGUGUCGUGUGAUUGUGCCCUGUCCUGUAGAAAAUGGUAAAAGCAACACGUUUGGGUAUUCAUUUAUGCACCAAACAAUUCAGUUUAUUAACAACAAAUCCAGUUUCUGUUCACCAAUGCCCCUCAAAAGAAAAACUUGUUUGCCAUUUUGCCAACCGUUGUCUCCCCUCAGGUUUGGUUAAAUCUGCCACAUGAAGGUGUAUGAAUGGGUUUCUGAGCAUGCAGGCUUUUACAGUUUUCCACAGUGACCUUCUCCAGCCCAGCACCUCACUUUGCUCUGCGUAUAAACUUCCCGUGAAACAUUUGUGUCUUGUUGCCCCGCCCCCCAAGCCCCACUAUUUUAGGCAGCCUAGGAUCUGUACAGACAUAAAUACCCGUUCUUGACUAUAUACUCUGAGCUGAAUCUUUCUAAGUGCGUGUUGAACUUCAGUGUUUCCUCUACAUUCACUUUGUGUGUGAAAGUCGCCCGUUACUAUGAUAAAAAAAGAAAAAAAUUCUUUAAAAAUAGCUCAAGUUUGUGAAGCACUCGAAUGAAAAGAAAAUCAUCAACAUCAAACCUGAGGCGUUCCUCAGGGAAGCUGUUUAGUUACCCUAACUUUUGUUCUUAAAGAGCCAUUGCAAUACUUCCUAAUGUGAAAUUACAAUCAUCUACCAUGAGUAUUUCCAGGGUUCCUACACAGUAAAACAAUUCGGUGUGGAAAAAGCAUUUUUCUCCUAUUUUCUGGUAUUUCUGUCAUGAUGCUGGGUUGAAGUUAGCAAACUAACUCAUUAUAUUCUCAGCACAGUAAAAUAAUUAAGUACCAAUAUUCACGUCUUAUCGUCUGGACAUAAGAAAAUUAAACAUCUUAUAACAUAAGUUUAAAAAAUGGCAUAAAAAUAAGCACAAGACCAAACUGUAUCCAUAAUACAAUAAUUGAACUGUUACCAAAAAAAACAAAAACAAUUGCUCAUUGUUUUGAUAUAAAACACAUCUUUUAAGAUAAGGAAAUAAUUGGAAAUAAUAAAGCUGGCAAUCUGAAUAUCUCAAAAUAAUUCAAUAGCAUAAGUCUUAAUAAGAGCUGCAGUAAUUAAUGUAAGCUCCUGUCAUCUCAAGAAAGUGAAACCAAUAAGAAAAUGUUUUUAAUGUGCUGACAUGAUGGAAUAAUUAAGCUAUUAUUACAAGACAAGCUUAUUUUUUCAAAUAUUUACUUUGAAAUAAUUAAAAAGAAAAGGAAUGGUAAUAAAGGACUCCAUAUAAAGAUAAUAAAAUAGAAUAAAAUAAAAUUUAUUUGAUAUGAAAGAAUUAAAUCUUGAAUUAAACAGCUGGAGAUCUUAAGAUAUUAAAAUGACACAACAAUGCAAAACAAUUUUACAUUUUAAAGUUGAAAAUGUUUGUUACUAUGAUUAAAACGGCAAACAAAAUAAAAUUACCGGUAUGUCUUAUUUUGAAGUCAGACAAAACAAGCUCAAGUUUUAAAGCAAGACAGAAAUUUAAUUAUCUUAAGAUGAACACCAAACUCUAAAAUGUUGGCUUGAAUGAUAAAGCAGCUUUAGUUCUUAUUUUGAAGUGAGAAAAUGAAAUUAAGUUAAACAAAACAAGUUAAAUAUCUUAUCACAAUGAUACCACCUUAACUUUUAUGCUUAUUUGGUAAAAUAAUACUGAAUUUUGAGACGUAAGCUGUGUAGGAGCUCGGUUUCAUUCUGCAUUGAUCUCCUGUUUUCCCCCAACUGUUGGAAAGGAUUUUAGAGGAAACAUUGAACCUCGGUGACUAGAGAAACACAAACACUACAGCUGUUUUUCACCCCACAUUUCUCCAGACUCCGAAGUGGCAGCGCUGAUCUGAGAUCUGCUGGUACUGUCUCUAACGAUGGCGACAGAGGGUUUCUGAAGCUCAAACCAAUGAGCAAAUUAAUUUUUGUUAUUUUUUUUAACUGUGACUGUAAAUUUCAUGUUUCAAAAAUAAUGUGAAGAUAGAAAGCUAUCUGGAUUGUUGAGAAGGAGAGAAAAGUAUUAGAGCAGCAUACAAACCCUGGAAACAUCAGAGAGAAGACAACUGAUCUCUGAUCAGCGCUGUGGCUCUCCGCCGACGUUAACAUGGUUUUUAUCAGCUGAAGUGAUCCACGUGAUGUAAAUAAAUGUGUUUUUAGAUUGUGAA
Molecule: messenger RNA, 8214 nt
Organism: Poeciliopsis prolifica (blackstripe livebearer)
Lineage: Eukaryota; Metazoa; Chordata; Actinopteri; Cyprinodontiformes; Poeciliidae
Gene: acvr2ab
Product: activin A receptor type 2Ab
Exons: 12
Coding region: 815-2404 (529 amino acids)
Biological process (GO): protein phosphorylation; cellular response to growth factor stimulus; activin receptor signaling pathway
Cellular component (GO): plasma membrane; activin receptor complex
Molecular function (GO): ATP binding; activin binding; metal ion binding
Source: RefSeq, a predicted model, not a curated record